Drosophila willistoni is the source of this 5006-nucleotide messenger RNA. It is a transcript of the gene Hmt4-20, whose product is annotated as histone-lysine N-methyltransferase Suv4-20. The transcript has 3 exons. The record is from RefSeq and is a predicted model, not a curated record. Gene Ontology annotation, molecular function: histone H4K20 methyltransferase activity; protein binding. NCBI's taxonomy places the organism in Eukaryota, Metazoa, Arthropoda, Insecta, Diptera, Drosophilidae. The coding region runs from base 42 to 4826 and encodes 1594 amino acids. Gene Ontology annotation, cellular component: nucleus.
CGCUGGCCGUCGUCGUUGUCGUCGUGUGAUUGCCCUACAGAAUGGUCGUUGGUUCGAAUCACACGCGACGUGGUGAAACUGGCAGUCGAUAUACAAGCAACACCACCACCACCACCGCCAUCACCAACAAUAACAACACCAACGGCGGCAACACAAACACCAACAACAACAGAAGCAACUCCACAUCAACAUCAACGGCGGCGGCUUUGUUGUCGUCAAUGUCACACAAAAGCCAUAACGCCGUCCAUGCACCCACAGCAAACAGCAAUCACCACCAUAACCACCACCUCCAAUACCACCAGCAGCAGCAACCGACAAUAACGACGACGACGACGACGCCGGCGACAAAUACAAAUAGUAGCAACAAUCAUCAGCAGCAGCAACAACAGCAACACCAUUUGCAUUCCCAUUACCAAACGCAACAGCAGCAUCAACAACAUUCGCAUCAUCAAACCAAUGGAAGCAGUUCAGGAGGAGGAGGAAGCGGAGGAGGAGUUAUUGGCACUCUUAAUGGAUGCAAUGGCAGUGGAAGCGCUAGUGCCGUUAGUCGCAUAUCCCAAUCGACUGGAAUGUCACCCCGGGAAUUAUCCGAGAAUGAUGAUCUCGCCACAUCGUUAAUAUUAGAUCCACAUCUUGGUUUUCAAACGCAUAAAAUGAAUAUCCGUUUUCGUCCGCUCAAAGUGGAUACACAACAAUUGAAAACAAUUGUUGACGAUUUUAUACAUACACAAAAUUACGAUGUGGCCAUACAGAAAAUCUACGAUGGUCCAUGGAUACCAAGGCACUUAAAGAAUAAGAAUAAAAUAGCCACCAAGCGACUGCAUGAUCAUAUUGUGCGAUAUUUACGUGUAUUCGAUAAAGACAGCGGUUUCGCAAUUGAAGCAUGUUACCGCUAUUCGUUGGAAGAGCAACGCGGAGCGAAAAUCAAUUCGACAAAACGCUGGUCGAAAAACGAGAAAAUCGAAUGCCUUGUCGGUUGUAUAGCCGAAUUGACCGAAUCGGAGGAGGCGGCCCUAUUGCAUGCGGGCAAAAAUGAUUUCUCUGUGAUGUAUAGCUGCCGGAAGAACUGCGCUCAACUUUGGCUGGGACCAGCGGCGUAUAUCAAUCAUGAUUGUCGGGCGAAUUGUAAGUUUCUGGCCACAGGACGUGAUACGGCAUGUGUGAAAGUGUUGCGUGACAUUGAGGUGGGCGAGGAGAUUACCUGCUUCUAUGGUGAGGAUUUCUUUGGCGAUAGCAAUCGGUAUUGUGAGUGCGAAACGUGCGAGAGGCGUGGCACUGGUGCGUUUGCCGGCAAACGCAAUAACGACGGUCGUGGCGGGCUGGACGAUGUGAAUGGCAUGGGUCUAUUGGGUGGUCUCAGCUCUGGCAUGGGCCUGGUCACAGUUGGUGGCAGUACCGUUGUCGGUGGGACGACAGUCGGCGGUGGCUAUCGUUUACGUGAAACCGAUAAUCGAAUUAAUCGUAUUAAAAGUCGAGCCAAUAGCACGAAUAGCACAUCGAAUAGCAAUGGCAGUAAUACCACCAAUGAUUCCUCCAAUAAUGAGAGUAACCCUUCAAUCAGUGCAGCAGGAGGAUGCACAACGGGAGUGGUUACAAGUGGCGGAGCCACCUCAUCGAAGGAAUCGGCAAUAGCUGCUGCUGGUCCCGGUGCAGUAGUUGCAAUCAGCAAUUUAGUGGAGAAGAACAACAAAACGGAACAGCCAGUGACGAAUGUUGUUGUCUCACCAUUGACCAUGAAGGAGUUGCGUCAGAAGGGCAUGACCAAAUAUGAUGCAGAAAUGAUAAUGGCCAAUAAUGCCUAUCACCAUCAUCAUAAUCAUCAUCAUCAUCACAACAAUAAUCAUCAUCAUCAUCAUAAUCAUCAUCUUAAUCACCAUCAUCAUCAGCAACAGCAGCAGCAACAGCAACAACAACAACAACAACAGCAGCAGCAACAAUUCCAAUAUGCCAGUACUGGAGCUGAAGCAGUACAACAAAUGGCCAAUAUGCAAAAGCCUGGCACUAGUAAUACUGCUGCUGCUGCUACCGCUGCCGCCGCCUCUGCCACCAGCAGUAGCAACACAACAAAUUUGACGGAAUUGAAUGGUAGUGGUCGUUCGAGUACUUUACGUAAAUCCAUGCGUGUAAAUAGUACCAGUAGCAGCAUUUCUACAGCCUCUACAGAAGAUGCAGUGACAACAACAACAACCGCAGCAUCGGCAACAACAACCACAACCAUACCACCACCACCGCCACCAACAGCUGCUGUGAUAGCCACAGCAAAAGCGGCUGUGGUUUUAGUACCACGUUAUAAGCCAGCUAUGGCCAUGGCUGCAGCUGCUGCUGCUUUGCAACAACAACAACAACAACAGCGGCAACAUCAGCGACAACAGCAGCAGCAGCAGCAACAACAACAGCGACAACUUCGUCGCAGUGAAAGGCAAAAACAACAUAAUGAAUGCGAUGAAAGAGAAAAGCAACUGCAGCUAAGCAAGGAAAAGGAGAUGGAAAAGCAACAACAACAACAGCAACUGCUGGAGCAACAGCAUCAACAACAUCAACAACAACAACAACAACAACAACAUCAUCAGCAUCAGACUCAACGUGUGACGCGUAAUAGCUUAGGCAGAUUGCAUGAGGAAACGGGAAUCACUGCCCAUAGUAACAACAACAUUAUUAAUAAUAAUAUUACUACCAACAACAACAACAACAACAACAACAGCAGCAACAAAGCAACGAUUACAAAUUGUAAUAAUAAUAAUAAUAGUAGAAUUAAUUCUAUUGCUAAUACUAAUCUUAAUGUUAGACAUAAUCAUAAAAAGUUAAAUUCGGCCUCGGAAAUGCAGCAACAACAACAACAGCAACAACAUUUGGAGCCUGCCUUUAAAAAGAAUCUAUUGGCCAGCUUUGAGCAGGCAACAACGACAACAACAACAACAGCAGCAGCGGCAGCAGCAGCAACCGCAGCACCAACUGAAGCCUUUUUGCAUAAACGCAGUCGUCGUGCCGCCGCUUUGGCCGCAGCCCAACAUAUACAUAGCGAUGCUCUGAAUGCUUAUCCUGCUGGUGCAGCAGGAGGAGCUAGUGGUGGGGGUCGUAAACGUUUAACCACCACAGCAACCAAAUCAAUAGCCGCCUCAUCGUCAAAAGCAGCAGCAGCAUCCUCCAUACUUUCCAGCAGCAGCACCAGCAGCACAGUUGAACCUCUUCUCAAGACUCCUGAACGUCGAUUGAAAUUGACAUUACGAAUGAAACGAUCACCCAUUCUGGAUGAGGUUAUCGAAUUGGGCACCAGUUUAAGUAAUGAUAAUAGGCAUUUAAUAGCCCGGCAAAAUGGAAUUAUUAGUGGAUCAGUGGGAGCAGCAGGCCCGGGAGGAGGGAGUGGCGGAUCGUCUUCAGCGGGAACAACUGGCGGAGGCAAUUAUAAAAGUAAUCUAUCUAGUGUCGGAGGAACAGCGGCCAGAGCAACAACAAUUGGAGGCCUUGUCGGGGGAAGAGAAAAAAGUUUACUUAAAAACGAUGUUGAAUAUAAUGGAAAUGGAGGUAAUUGCUCUGCUACUGGCAAUGGCAUAGAAUAUGAAAUUUUACGCAUGGAGGGCAUAUCUGAGCAUGGCAAUGACGAUGAUGAUGAUGACGAUGACGACGAAGAUGAUGAUGAUGAUGAUGAUGGAGAUGGAGACGAUGAUGAUCAUGGUGGCGACGACAACAAUCAUAACGUUGAAGCAGAGCCAGUGCAAGAUGAGAAUGAAGAAGAAUUUGUAAUGGCAGAGGAAGAGAUCGAAGAAGAGGUAUCAAUAGAAGAAAAUCAUCAGGAAACAUCUAUAGUGGCUGAAUCAGAGUAUAAUGAUAACGAUCAUCAUCAGCAGCAGCGGCAAAACUUUAAAAGAAAAAAGAAUAAAAAGCAACGCAAUCGACGCUCCUCACCAAUAACAGUCCUAAAUGGUGGUGUUGCUGGGGCAACAUCAACAACAUCAUCAUCAUCAGUAUAUGGGACACCGCAAAAGAAACGUUUACGUCUUAUAUUUGGCAAUGAGACGCAUACCAUAGACAUUCCACCCACAGCAACCAACAGCACCGCUUGCACCACCACCACCACCACCAGCAACCACAACAGUCGGUUAUCUGGUGGAGGAGCCAGUGGUGUAGAUGAUUUAAUAAAUAGUAGCGGCGUGAGCGCCAGUGAUGAAUCAUUUAAUGCCUCCUAUGCCAGCAGCAGCCAACAGAGCAGCAACACAAGCAGCAGCGGCACCAGCAUGACUGUGAAUACCUCAGCCAAUUCCACCAGCAAUAGUAAUAAUAGUAGCACUAGCACCACCACCAGUUCAGCUGUGCCGCAUGCAGCAUCAUCCUCAUCAUCAACAACAUCGCCAACAACACCACCACCAACAACAACAACAACAUCAUCAACAUCUGGAACUGGAACUUCCGUCAAUAAUUUAUAUAAUUUUCCAAAUGGUGUUGCUACCGAUAAUUAUUAUAAUUAUUUAGGUAAAUAUACAGCAAAAGGACAACAGCAGGGCGCAUCAAGUCCUGGCCAGGGUCAGGCGAUUGUAUCUAGCAGUAGUUGUGCUGUUGCUGGUGGUGCAGGAGGUGAAAAGAGUGGUGGAGGUGGAGGUGUAGGAGGAGGAGCAGGUGCAGCUGCUGCUGCUGGAGCUUUUCUUAGUUUACCUAAACAUACAUUUGGCACUUGUGCCUUAAUGGCACCAACAGGUUUUGCUAACCUGCAACAGCAGCAACAUCAUCAUCAUCAUCAUCAUCAACAACAACUACAACAACAACAACAACAACAACAACAACAGCAAAGUACUGCCGCCACUUCAUCCUGCUCACAGCAACAACAAAAAUAACCAUUGACUGAUCUCCUGACCAUUAGCUGCCAUAUAAACCGAAAUGUGGCUAGAAAAAUAUGGUAAAAUUACUGCUGCUGUUGCUGCUGCUGCUGCCGCCGCCGCUUACAAUGUUGUUUGCAUGCAUCCCUGUCUAAAUAUUAAUUAAAGAAGCAAUCAAACAACCAACAAACCAACCAA